Molecule: messenger RNA, 897 nt
Organism: Aspergillus bombycis
Lineage: Eukaryota; Fungi; Ascomycota; Eurotiomycetes; Eurotiales; Aspergillaceae
Product: ER membrane protein (Wsc4)
Exons: 4
Coding region: 1-897 (298 amino acids)
Source: RefSeq, a predicted model, not a curated record
AUGUCCGCCAUGCCUCGUAAAAUAGCUCUGCUAUUAUUUACUUUGUUCUCCUGGCGAGCCUUUGCUGCUUCGGAUAUCACAUAUUGCUCUACCGUGAACACGGGAGCUUCGAACUCUGCUAAUGUCAGUGUGUAUCAAUCAAAUGGACUUUGUACGGACACAUGUAAUUCCGACUAUGCUUUCGGGAUUCUUCAAGGGAAGAGUUGCUGGUGUUCGAACAUUGCUCCCAACAAAGCGACCAACGUUGAUACGUCGAAGUGUGAUACAGGGUGUCCCGGGUAUCCCGAUGAUAGUUGUGGAAGUGCAUCUAAGGGCGUUUUUGCUUAUAUCCAGAUGAACGAGCAUUCGCCCUCGGGAACAGCCACAGUUUCGUCGAUCUUCCAAAACCACAGAAGCACCUACGACGUCGCAACUCAAUCAGUCGAAACCGUUGCCGGAGAGAUCAAAACGAUUACAGUCCCCAAUUCAAAGCCAACGUCGGAUUCAAGUGCUGGCAUGUCCGAGAAGGAUACUAGCAGCUCGGGUUUAAGUGGAGGCGCAAUUGCUGGCGUGGUAGUCGGCUCGAUCGGCGGCUUGGCUGCUAUUAUAGCCAUCUUCUUCUUGAUCUUCUUCAAGAAACGCCAAGCGCGUUCGACAAGCCCAAGUCCGAGCGUCUCAAAUGUCUUGCUAGAUGGUAGGAACAGCAAAGGUUCUCAGAUGAGCGUCGCGAACCGAGCGUUCUCAGAUACUCAUAGCCAUACAUUAUCUUCUGGAUCCUCAAGAUUACCAACGUUUACCGAUACUCGCUUGAAAACGGAUACUGUACUGUACGCAGGCGGCCGCCGUGACAGUGACGUGUCACUUCAGGACAAUGAAGACUAUUCUCGGCCAGUCCUUCGGCUUACGAACCCCGACUGA